Molecule: messenger RNA, 1065 nt
Organism: Vigna radiata var. radiata (mung bean)
Lineage: Eukaryota; Viridiplantae; Streptophyta; Magnoliopsida; Fabales; Fabaceae
Product: expansin-A7
Exons: 4
Coding region: 16-825 (269 amino acids)
Biological process (GO): plant-type cell wall organization
Cellular component (GO): extracellular region
Source: RefSeq, a predicted model, not a curated record
CACAAAAAUUUAGCAAUGGCUGUCUCUCUUGAACAUCGUAGGUUGUUGUUGAUGUUGUUUUCAUGGAUGUUGAUAAUGACGGGAAAGCCAGCAACAGUAGCGGGUUUAUUUCAGCCCAGUGUGUGGACACAAGCCCAUGCGACAUUUUAUGGUGACGAGAGUGCUUCUGCCACCAUGGGAGGAGCGUGUGGAUAUGGAAAUUUGUUCAUAAACGGUUACGGGAAAGACACGGCAGCUCUGAGCUCUACAUUGUUCAACGAUGGAUACGCAUGUGGGACUUGUUACGAGAUAAAGUGUGUCCAAUCCAGUGCAUGCUUCUCGAAUGUGGCUUACACCACAGUGACUGCCACCAAUAUCUGCCCUCCUAAUUGGGCCGAGGCCUCUGACAAGGGAGGGUGGUGCAACCCACCUCGUGCACAUUUUGACAUGUCCAAGCCCGCUUUCAUGAAAAUUGCAGAGUGGAAAGCUGGAAUCGUUCCUGUUAUGUACCGCAGAGUGGGUUGCGUGAGGAGUGGGGGAUUGAGAUUCUCUUUCCAGGGAAAUGGUUAUUGGCUACUGGUGUAUGUGAUGAAUGUGGGAGGAGGAGGAGACAUUGCAAACAUGUGGGUGAAAGGAAGUAGAACUGGGUGGAUCAGCAUGAGCCACAAUUGGGGAGCUUCUUACCAAGCAUUUGCAACAUUGAGUGGCCAAUCUCUUUCGUUUAAGGCAACCUCUUACACCACCAAAGAGACCAUAAUAGCUUGGAAUGUUGCUCCCACCAACUGGGGCGUAGGAUUAACGUAUUCCUCCAACGUCAAUUUCAGCUUACGGAUGCGUGAAUCGUAAAAGUAAAUAAGGUGUUGGUUAUGAUUGAGAAGGUGAAAGAAUAAUUAUGUGUGUUGGUUGUGGAGGGAGGGUUUGGUGGCCAUGACAUGUGCUAUGGUACCGUGGCAGUUGGUAUGGUUAAGCAAGAGGUUGUAUGGGUUGUGGGUCGUCACUUCGUAUGUAGAAUGUCGUAAUUUUCGACCCUAUUAUACUUUAUUUUUUAUUUUUUAUUACCUGUCGGAGUAAAUUAAGUUAUUAUUG